AAUCACACAAAUCCAGUGCGUUCUGUCAGAGAUUCAGAUUGGUGCUGCUUUAUCGUGUUUAUGUUGAGUUUGAGGGAAUAAUUGAGACUUUCAACAUCUGUCUGAACAUCAGUGAUCAGAAGCUGCUGGAGAAAAACCAUGCUGCUGUCUCCAUCUCCGCAAACCCUGACAAUAUGCAAUGCUUAACGGUGACUGUUCUACGAGGAAAGGACGGUUUUGGCUUCACCAUCUGCUCUGAUUCGCCUGUUCGUAUACAAGCUGUGGAUCCAGGUGGUCCUGCGGAUCAGGCAGGUUUGCAGCAGUUGGACACUGUGCUACAGUUGAAUGGUCAGCCUGUCAAACACUGGAAGUGUGUAGAUCUUGCACAUGCUAUUAGAAACAGUCUUAGCGAGAUCACAGUGGUAAUUUGGCGUACAGGACCCUCCGUCAAGACCAAGUUUGAGGGCUUGAUCCAUCAUCCUUCCUAUAAGUCGUCAAACUAUGACACUCCAGUUUCUCCCGCUAAAUGCAAGAGGGCAGAAAAGGCUCCACCGCUUCCGCCUCUGCCCGCACAGCACCGCACCGGCCACAGGGUUGUAGGCCAGAACGGGUCUGAGGAUCUGGCAACCGGAGCAGGAGUCCUGUGGGGAGAACGGAGGACUGCUGUGGAUGCCAAAACCGGCACACAAACGCUCAGAGGGACGCGUGUCAAAGCAUCAAACGGGGAAAAUUACAUCAUCCUGUCACCUAUUAAUCCUGGAAGCCAGGUAUUGGGCUCUGGAGACCCACACAGAACAUUAACUGGCCAGAUGUACCCUGCUGCUCAGACGUCUGUUCCACUGCCUCCGGCUGCUAGUGCGCAGUCAGCACCGGGCCUCGCUAGCAGGACGUGUUUUCUGCGUCGCUCUGGAAACAGCAAAUCCAAAACACAGCAAAUCUACCAAAACACGUCAAACUUCGCCAACUACCAGAACUGCACCAUUGUGAGGUCACACGUGCCCCAUGCCAACUAUAGCACCUACGUCAAAGUGACACCCAAAGUCCUCAUCUUCCCCAUUUUCGUUCAGCCUGUAGAUCUUUGUAGCCCGACUCGAACACUGCUGAUCACUGAAGAAAUGAUUCUGUAUGAGAGCAAGCACUUUUCCAUCAAGGUCACGGUUUUUAUAUACUCGGAUUUGAUGCUGGUGACUAGAGAGGAUGAACCGGGCCGGUGUAACGUCCUGCAAAACCCACUGUACCUCCGACACCUGCAGCUGCGGGACGAUCACUGUAAAGAUCUGCGAUUCUACUUGAUCCACAUGACUGAGGUGAGUUACAGUAACAGGCACAGCAAAUUAAAACAAGUUUGUUUACGGGUUUUAACAUUUUGUAUGCGAAUGUGAAAAAGAAGUAUACUCGAAUUCAAAAUGUAGAAAAAAAUAGCAGGAUGACAACAUGGGCAAACGUAUUAUGCUCAGACUACAAUUUAUAUUGCACAUACUUCCAUAUGACCAUAAAGAAAAUACUUUAAAAUCAGUGAUUAUUUACAGGGACAGUCAUUUUCCUAAGCGUUUGCAUUGGGAGGGCUGAAUUACAGUUUGAGGUUUGCUACCUAAAAUU
Danio rerio (zebrafish) is the source of this 1578-nucleotide messenger RNA. Lineage: Eukaryota; Metazoa; Chordata; Actinopteri; Cypriniformes; Danionidae. The record is from RefSeq and is a predicted model, not a curated record.